Aricia agestis (brown argus) is the source of this 5738-nucleotide messenger RNA. RefSeq lists its product as uncharacterized. Lineage: Eukaryota; Metazoa; Arthropoda; Insecta; Lepidoptera; Lycaenidae. The transcript has 29 exons. The record is from RefSeq and is a predicted model, not a curated record. The coding region runs from base 15 to 5603 and encodes 1862 amino acids.
CGCGCGCCCUUGCCAUGGCUAGGUGGGUGCCGGUCAUCGUGGCCCUGCUGCUCGCGACCGCCGCGGCGCGCAAGUCGCCCCCCGCGCCCGCGCGCCACGAGCCGCAAAUCGAGGAGGUCACCGCCAAGCAGCUGGAGCGCCUGCUGGAGGAGAAGGACUUCGUGGCGGUGUUCUGGUAUGCACGAAGCUGUGUAACGUGCGACAAAGUGCUGGAGGAGUUGGAGACGAUCGACGACGACACGGACACCUUCGGCGUGGACUUCGUCAAGAUCAACGACAAGCGGCUCGCCAAACAGCAUGGCAUCACGAAAUUCCCCGCCCUCACGUACUUCCGUGAGAAGGAACCGAUCAUUUACGAAGGAGAUCUUAUGGACGAGGAGAGCGUCCUGGAUUUCUUGACGAGCUUAGAAGCAAUGGACCUUCCUGACAGGAUAGAAGAAGUCAAUCAGAAAAUCUUGGAAAAAAUAAUCGAGGAUACGGAAUAUGUUGCUGUGCUCUUCUGUCCUGAUCACAGUAGUUGCGGCCCGUUAAGCAAUAAACCUGAAUGCAAGAAAUGUGCCAAAGCUCUCCAAGAACUGGAAAACAUCGAUGACGAGGCUGAUCAGCUUGGAAUAGGUUUUGUGAAAAUCCACGAUGAAGAACUAGCCGAGGAGUACAGUCUUGGAGAAUUGCCAAGAUUAGUAUACUAUAGGCACCAAAUACCCGUCAUCUAUGAAGGAGAACUCAGCCGGGAAGAGGACGUCUUGGAAUGGCUCAUUGCCAACAAAUCGACUGGGGAUGAAGAAGAUGUGAUCGAGGAUGUAACGGCUAAAACACUCAAUACUCUUAUAGGAAACAUCGAUAAUCUUGUCGUAUUAUUCUACGAUCACGGUGACGAUGAGUCAAUGACGGUUUUAGCAGAACUUGAAAAAAUUGACGACGACUGUGAUCGUCACGGAAUUCAAUUUGUUAAAAUCGAUGACAAGAAAGCCGCUAAAGAAUUUGGAAUCGACGAUGUCCCAUCUAUUGUGUACUUUGAAAAACAGAUCCCCAAUGUUUACGACGGUGACCUUGAGAACGAAGAUGAGAUUUUGGAGUGGCUUGUAAGCCAAUUAGAGAAAGAUGAAAUCGAGGACGUAACUGAUGAAAUGCUCGACAAGCUUAUUAAGGAUGGAAAAACAGUCGCUGUUUUAUUUUAUGAUAACAAUGACCGAAAGUCUCAGAAGGUUCUAAAUGAGCUUGAAAACAUUGACGACGAAUGUGACCAACUAGGCAUUGCUUUUGUAAAAAUAGACAAUGACGAAGAAGCUCGAGAAUAUGGUAUCGAUAAAGUUCCUACGCUUUUGUACUUUGAAAAAGGUAUCCCCACAUUUUAUGAAGGUAAUCUAGAAGAGGAAGAAAAAGUUCUUACUUGGUUAAAACAUCAGACCGAAAGUGAUGAAAUAGAAGAUAUUACGGAUGAGAUGUUAGAUCUGAUACUUGAAAAAAUGAAUUAUGUCGCAGUUCUGUUUUAUGACAAGGAUCAGAAGAAGAGUCAAAAGGUUUUAGCCGAAUUAGAAAAUAUUGACGAUGAGUGCGAUCAAAACGAUAUAGCUUUCGUUAAGAUAGACGAUGACAAGGAAGCAAAGGAAUAUGGUAUUGAAUCUGUGCCAACGAUUGUUUUCUUUGAGAAAGGCAUACCACACAUUUAUGAGGGUGACCUUAUGAAUGAAGAUGAACUCUUAGGAUGGUUAAUACACCAGAAACGUCAUAGUGAAAUUCCUGAAGUUACUGAUGAAAUGAUGGACAAACUUAUUGAAUCAACACAAUACCUCGCAGUAAUAUUCUAUAACAAAGAGGAUAAGCAAGAUAUCAGGGUUAUGAAUGAAUUGGAAAACAUUGAUGAUGAUUUAGAGAAAGAAGGCAUUGUCAUAGUAAGAAUAGACAACAAUGCUGAGGCAAAAGAAUAUGGAAUCCACCAUCUACCAACUUUAGUUUACUUCGAAGAUAAUAUACCAGCUAUUUAUGAAGGCGAUCUUAUGAACGAAAAUGAAGUUCUAGAAUGGCUAAUUGAGCAAAAAAAUAGUGCAACCAUAGAAGAAGUAAAUGACGAAAUAUUGGUGGAUCUUAUUGAGGAACAUGAAUAUGUGGUUGUCUAUUUCAGUGGAACUUGUGAAGAAAGUGAAGAAUGCGAUACAAUCUUGGAUGAGUUGGAAAACAUCGAUGACGAACUAGAUGAAACUGGAAUUAUAUUCGUCACUACAGAAGAUACAUCACUAGCGAAAAAGCAUGGCAUUAAAAAUUUCCCAACUCUGGUCUUCUUCAGAAAUAAAGAGCCACUAUUCUUCAAAGGCGACAUUGAAGAUGAAGAUGAAGUUUUGGCUUGGUUGACUGAUGAAGAUACUUUAGAAAUUCCGGGGAGAAUAGAAGAGGUUAAUGUAAAGAUGCUUGAGAAGAUAUUAGAAGAGAAUGAUCACAUCGUAGUUUUCUUUUAUAAGGAAGGUGACAAAAAAUCACAGAAAAUUUUAAGUGAGUUAGAAAAUAUCGAUGACGAGUGCGAAGAAAAAGAUAUCGAUUUCGUCAAAACAUCUGACGAAGGAAUUGAGAAAGAAUAUGAUUUACCAGACUUGCCAGCUCUAGCAUUUUACCGUCACAAAUUUAGAACUAUAUACGAUGGGGACUUGAUGCACGAGGAAGCUAUUUUGAAGUGGGUUUUGGAAUUGCACGAAUCUGUACCAGAUGUUAUUGAAAAUGUUGAUCGGAAAACUUUAAAAGAUCUCAUAAAUGACGUCGAACAUUUGGCCGUAUUUUUCUAUAGCGACACCUGUGAUACCUGUGAUGAUAUCCUUGAGGAACUAGAAACUAUUGAUGACGACACUGACAAACAUGGUAUUCAGUUCGUUAAGUCUAAGGAUGCUAAGCUGGCAUCUGAUAUUGGUAUUUUCAGCUUUCCAGCUCUUGUAUACUAUGAAACCGGAGUUCCAAUAAUGUAUGAUGGUGAUUUAAAGAACGAAAAUAAGGUCCUCCAGUGGCUUAUAGAUCAAAAAAGUGAAGAUAAAAAGCGACAGAAAAAAGUAAACCCUAAAUCAAAGGCAACUGCUGAUGUAAGCAAAAAAUCACGGCUUGAAAAAAAGGAUGAUAACGAAGAAAAUAUUAAAACUAAAAAAGAAAACAAAGAAUUGGACUUGAACAAACUUGAAGGCGAUCGCUGUUUCUACAUUGGAUUGGGUGCGAAACCAGCUGUCCCAAAAAAGUCUUACGACUCGUACCAGUGCUGUCCCACUAAAGUCCAGAGUCCGACAAAAGUAGCGAAGGCAUCACCAGAAAAGGAGACGGCAAAGAAAUUGGACAAGGAAAAAGCGGCACCGGCUGAGAAAUCUGGGAAGGGAAAAAACAAGGCACUCGCAAAGGCUGACAAGGCACUGAAAGGGAAAAAAGGGGACUUACUGGAUGAGUCCGAAGUUCUGGAUUGGAUGGUGCAACAAAAGGAAGAUGAAAGUAUAGAGGAAAUUGACAGAGAUCAACUGUUUAAAUAUAUUGAAACAAAGGAAUUUUUGGCGGUAGUAUUUUACAAAGAAGAAGACCCUGGAAGUCCACGAAUACUUAGACACGUUGAACUCAUAGACGAUGAGGCAUCCGAGUAUGGUAUUAAAAUCGUAAAAUGUAGCGAUCGUCUCAUGGCCAAGAAAUAUGGCUUUAGAAAUCCACCGGGUAUCACCUACUUUAGAAAGACCAAGUAUAUUAAUUACGACGGGGAUAUAGACGAUGAAGAAGAAAUUCUAGAUUGGCUGACUAAUCCAGAAAAUAUGGAACUUACAGAUCACAUUGAAAAAGUUAAUAGGAAAAUGUUCCAGAAGAUUCGUCAAAUGUCUGAUUAUGUAGCUGUGUUCUUUUACAGUAAUGACUGCAAACAGUGUCCAAAAGUUCUUGCCGAGAUAGAACAUAUUGAUGAUGAUGCUGAUGGGGCUGGGAUUAACUUUGUGAAAAUUGACGACAGGCAGAUGGCAAAAGAAUUUGGAGUAUUUGCUUUACCAGCUGUUUUGUUCUUCAAAUUGGGUUCUAAGGAUCCUGUCAUUUAUGCGGGUGACCUAUACGAUGAACAACAACUACUAAAUUGGCUACUGACGCAGAAAAAUCCGUCUGGAGACGUAAUUGAAGCUUUGGAAGGCCAAGAACUUAUAGAUCUAAUUGAGAGCUCUACCUCAAUAGCUGUUUACUUCUGGAACAAAACGUUAUGUGAGCUAUGCAAUUCAAAACCAACGAAAAAGAAAAAGUCUAAAGACAUCGAGGAAGAAUUACAGGAUACAGAUGACUCCCUAGAUUGCGAACAAUGUGCUGGAAUUUUGGAAGAACUCGAAAAUAUUGAUGACGAUUGCGACAGACAUGGUAUUAAAUUCGUCAAGACACAAGAUUAUUCUAUUGCUGAGUCAUAUGGGGCUACUGAUUUUCCCGUGCUAGUUUACUUUGAGCAUAACGUGCCAAAUGUUUAUGAAGGUUCAUUAGCAGAGGAAGAAGAGGUGUUACAGUGGUUGAUUACACAAAAAACCGAAGACCGCAUUGAACUUAUAACAAGAGUUAUGCUAGAAAAGAUGGUGGAAGAAACACAAUAUUUAGCAGUAUAUUUCUAUAAACUAAACUGUCACAUAUGUGAUCACAUUCUUGAAGAAUUAGAAAAGAUUGAUGACGAAUGUGACGUAUAUGGCAUUCACAUGGUUAAACUUCAGGAUCCGCAACUAGCCAAAAGAUAUUCUAUCAAAACUUUCCCAGCAAUGGUAUAUUUCAGAAAUGGGAAUCCGUUACUUUUUGAAGGCGACUUACAAAAUGAAGAAUCAAUCUUAGAAUGGCUUAUUGAUGAUGACAAUCGUGAGUUAGCGGAUGAGAUUGAAUCUGUAAAUGAUAGAAUGCUUGACAGGCUAUUGUUCGAGUCCCAUUUACUUGCUGUAUUCUUUUACGACGAAGAAGAUUGUCCUGAAUGUGAAGACAUUUUGGAGUCCUUGGAACAAAUCGACGGUGAAGUGGAUCAAUUUGGAAUCGACUUUGUAAAAAUAUCAAGCCCCGAUGCAGCUGAGAGAUAUGGCAUUGUAAACAUACCGUCACUUGUCUACUAUCGUAAGCGUACCCCAAUGUUUUACGAUGGAGAUUUACACCAAGUAGACAAAGUACUUCAAUGGUUAACGUCUCAAGAUGUUUUUGAACUGAAAAACGAAAUUGAAGAGGUUAACAGAAAGAUGUUGGACAAACUACUAGAGGAAAAUGAAUUUCUCGCUGUAUAUUUCUACGAGAAUUCUCAAGAAAGCCGAUUCGUACUAGACAAAUUAGAGAACAUUGAUAGUGAGACCGAUAACUUGGACAUUACUUUUGUCAAAAUGCACGACCCUCGAUAUGCAAGAAAAUGGGGUGUUACAAAACUGCCAGCGAUUGUUUAUUUCCGGAAACGGUUUCCCAGUAUAUACAGAGGCGAGUUGAUGGCCGAGGACGAAGUAUUGGAGUGGUUGCGGAAAAAUCGAUUUAGGCAGCCAGAGUUGAAUAUAUUUAUGUAUGCGUUGAUAGCACUAUCAAUAGCUUUCGUUAUUUACACUGCCUUUCUUAUGCAGUGUUUCAAGCCUGCCCCUACCACUACAACGCAACAUCCAAAGCAAUCGUGAAAGUGAAGCGACCAAAAGUUCAUAAUAAGAAUAGGUUUAUAAUAAAAGGAUGCACAAAAUGUUUAAUUUUGUGUCUAAAUGGGCGCUAUUCCCAAUAAAUUAUAAGCGUCCUUUCCUGAAGGAGAUGAAAUAUUG